Molecule: messenger RNA, 900 nt
Organism: Didymodactylos carnosus
Lineage: Eukaryota; Metazoa; Rotifera; Eurotatoria; Philodinida; Philodinidae
Source: the annotation of a GenBank genome assembly
AUGUCUGGUGAUCCGGACCUCAACGUUGAAAGUUUAAUAUCCCGUCUGUUAGAGGUUCGAGGAUGCCGUCCCGGAAAAAUCGUACAAAUGACAGAAGCAGAAGUUCGUGGCCUUUGUUUAAAGUCACGUGAAAUCUUUCUUAGUCAACCAAUUUUACUUGAACUUGAAGCACCAUUGAAGAUAUGCGGUGAUAUUCAUGGUCAAUAUACUGAUCUUUUACGUUUAUUCGAAUAUGGUGGAUUUCCGCCAGAAAGCAAUUAUUUAUUUUUGGGUGAUUAUGUCGAUCGUGGAAAACAAUCAUUAGAAACAAUCUGUUUAUUAUUAGCGUACAAAAUAAAAUAUCCUGAGAAUUUCUUUCUAUUACGUGGAAAUCAUGAAUGUGCUUCUAUCAACAGAAUAUAUGGGUUCUACGAUGAAUGUUUAUCACCAGAUUUACAAACAAUGGAACAAAUCCGGCGAAUAAUGAGACCAACGGAUGUGCCGGAUACUGGCUUAUUAUGCGAUCUUUUAUGGUCGGAUCCGGAUAAAGAUACACAAGGAUGGGGUGAAAAUGAUCGCGGUGUCUCAUUUACCUUUGGUGCAGAUGUUGUUAGCAAGUUCUUGAAUCGACAUGAUAUGGAUCUCAUUUGCCGUGCACAUCAGGUGGUGGAAGAUGGUUAUGAGUUUUUUGCAAAACGUCAGUUAGUAACAUUAUUUUCUGCUCCAAAUUAUUGUGGUGAAUUUGACAACGCUGGUGGAAUGAUGAGCGUGGACGAAACACUCAUGUGUUCGUUUCAGAUUUUAAAACCAAGUGAAAAGAAAGCAAAAUAUCAAUAUGGCGGUUUAAAUUCUGGUCGACCAUUGACUCCGCCACGUGCUCCAGGUGCACCGACUGCACAACAACCAAAAGGAAAAAAAUAA